UCCAAGCACUGUUUGUUCAGUUUUGUCCCACAGUUUCCGUGACUUGCAGUCAGGCUAUGUGCUCCUCUCUGACUUCAGUGUUAUCCCCUGUUUCUCACACAUUUAUAAACUUCUUGGUGUGAACUUUGAUUUUGUAUUCAUUGUGUAGUGUAGGGGAGACAAAUACCAAACCCAUCUUCACCAGACACAGGGGAAGAAAACGCAUGUUGUGAAGCAAUAAAUAGACAAGAAAAGCAGGCUGUGGCCAUGGAUUCAAACACUAAACAGUCUCCGGCGGCAGAAUGAAGAAAGUCUGAGGAGGACAGUGUGGGAGGAGAAUUUUAAAAUGAUUGAACUGCACAAUCGGGAAUACCUCAAGGGGAAGCAUGACUUCACCAUGGCCAUGAACGCCUUUGGUGACCUUACCGAUACAGAAUUCAGGAAAAGGAUGACUGGCUUUCAACGGCAGAGGAUCAAGAAGAGGCACACAUUCCAGGAUCAUCUCUUUCUGUCUGUCCCCAGAUCUGUGGAUUGGAGGGAACGAGGCUACGUGACCCCUGUGAAGAACCAGGGUCACUGUGCUUGUAGUUGGGCUUUUAGUGCCACUGGAGCCCUAGAAGGACAAAUGUUCAGGAAAACAGGGAGACUGAUCCCGUUGAGUGAGCAGAACCUGCUGGACUGCAUGGAAUUUAAUGUUACCCAUGGCUGCAGUGGUGGCUUCAUGCAGCAUGCCUUCCAGUAUGUGAAGGACAGCGGCGGCCUGGCUUCUGAGAAGUCCUAUCCUUACAAAGGGCUGGGUGGAGAGUGCAGGUACCAUGCUGAGAUUGCUGCAGCUAAUGUCAGUGACUUUGUGCAAGUCCCAGGAUGCGAGGAAGCCCUUAUGAAGGCAGUGGCUAAGGUGGGGCCCAUCUCUGUGGCAGUUGAUGCCAGCCAUAGCUCCUUUCGGUUCUAUGAGAAUGGCACUUAUUAUGAGCCACAGUGCAGAAAGGUUCACCUAAAUCAUGCUGUUCUGGUGGUCGGCUAUGGCUUUGAAGGAGAAGAGUCAAAUGGCAACAGCUACUGGCUGGUCAAGAACAGCUGGGGUGAAGAAUGGGGCAUGAAAGGCUACGUGAAGAUGGCCAAGGACUGGAACAAUAACUGUGGAAUCGCUACCUAUGCCACCUACCCCAUCGUGUGAGCUGCCUAUGCCACCUACCCCAUUGUGUGAGCUGCUGGGGGCAAGAAGGAAGGCGAGGACCGGGCACAGCAUGUGCUGAGGAGGGCGUCCCGCUUGACAGACCAGCUGCUGCUGUGUGGAGAAUGACACCUGAGUCACCGAAGACCCAUCCACGUUUGAUGUGAACUAAAUUCAUAAAUAUUAGUG
Molecule: messenger RNA, 1342 nt
Organism: Alexandromys fortis (reed vole)
Lineage: Eukaryota; Metazoa; Chordata; Mammalia; Rodentia; Cricetidae
Product: testin-2-like
Exons: 7
Coding region: 326-1156 (276 amino acids)
Biological process (GO): positive regulation of peptidase activity; immune response; positive regulation of apoptotic signaling pathway
Cellular component (GO): lysosome
Molecular function (GO): cysteine-type endopeptidase activity; cysteine-type endopeptidase activator activity involved in apoptotic process
Source: RefSeq, a predicted model, not a curated record